UAAAUCAAAUUGUAAGCCACUGUCCUGAGAACGAAGUGCAGAAACCUGUAUUUCAAACAACAGCAGUUUAGGCUGUGUGAUCCUUCAAAAUAUAAAUCAUUACCCUUAUUGGCUCAGUAGUCUCAGUGCCACAUGUUGGAAAUCUGUUCCUCCUGCUUCAUUCUUCCCUUUCUUGCAGUGAGUUUUUCAGGGGUGAAAGUCUGGAAAAACUGUGAGAGGAAAAAAACAUGCCCAUAGCUGAGACUAUGUGUCUGUCUUCCUCUUUGUAUGAGAGAGAGUGAAAGAAGCAACGGCACACACAGCACAGCGGUUGGCAGCCUGCAGUAUUUCCUCAUCCUGACUGCUGUAUUGAGGCAGACAGCCGUUGCUCCUGACACUUCAGUUUCGCGCUCAGACUCUCUCUCCGUAAAGCUCAGCAAAGGACGAAUAUUUUGGUCAGUUGUGCUUCAGGGCACUCAGGCUGAGGGCAGGCUCCAGGACAGCAUCCAGUUCCAAACACGUGUAGUUAUCUGACACGCAGCCAUGAUGAAAGCGGGCGCCACCAAGGUGGGGCUGCCCAAGCCGGGGCUCCAGGAGCGGGCUAAGCAGGCCUCCUUGGCGCCCUCCUCCUCCUCUGCCACCUCUACAGCCAUGAAGACCUCCAGAUCCUCCAAUAUGCUGGCCUCAGACCAGCGCCUCAGCAGGCUGAAAAGAGCCAGCAGUGAUGAUGCCUUGACAAAGCCUGCACUGGGAGCUGCUGCCUCUGGCUCUAGGAUGAAGAAGACAGUGACUACUGGAGCCAUCUCAGAUCUGGCAGAGGCCCGCCCUCGCAAUCUGUCUGGUGCCCAAGCAGCCAAGAAGUCAGGUAUCCCAGCCCCAAGAGAAACCUCUUCAACCAUAACAAGAGACCGCAUCUCCCUGAGGGAUCAGCUGAGGAGCUCUACCAGCAAGAGGAUGGUUUCUAGUGCCAGCACAUCCAGCCUCUCUACCCUGGCAAAGCAGACACGUAGUACAGCUAAAUCUCGUGUAGAUAUAGAGGUCCAGGAAAAGGGCCUUCUGGAGUGUCAGGUGAAAGAGCUGCUGGCUGAGGCCAAGGCUAAAGACUUAGAGAUCAGCAAUCUCAGGAUGGAGUUGCAACGCUGCAAAGGUAAAGCCUCCACUGCUUCCUCAUCACCCUCACCUAACUCUGUCUCACGCCAAGAGCCUGCUGCAGAACAAGAGGAGGGACAGGUGGCGGAGGCCCUUGUGCUGGUUGGUGAGCUUAGGGAGAAGAACGGGAAGUUUCAGAGAGAGCUGGCAUCCCUCAGGGAGGAGAACCAGGGGCUGAAGGAAAAGCUGCUUUGUUUAGAGGAUUCCCCUCUUGCUAGUACAAACACCAACAGCCCCUCCAAGCUUUUGCUGAAUGGCCUGCCCUCAGUGUCCAACUCUUCAGCUCCACAACAGGACAGUCUCCACUCUACUGCCAGCCCUCUCAAAACCUCUGUCUCCUCCAGCUCUGAUGUCACCAAGGACUCACCUUCACCUGACUCUUCAGAGUUUGAGAAGAUCCCAUCACGUUCAGAAUCAAUAAGCAGCGGUGUCAGUGGUGAAGCUGUUGCAGAGGGGGCAGUAACCAGUGCAGGGGGGCAGAAUGUGUCAGUGCAGAGCCUAACAGAACAGAUUCACAAGAUGGAAGAGAGCCACCACAGCACGGCUGAGGAGCUGCAGGCAACUCUGCAGGAGCUGGCUGACCAGCAGCAAGUGGUGCAGGAGCUGACGGCUGAGAACGAACGUCUUGCUGAGGAGAAGCGCCUCCUGCAGACCUCACUUCAACAGCAGAGAGAGCGUCUGGAGAUGCUGGCCCAGAAGAAUGAGGCACUGGCUGGCCGACUUCAGGAGCAAGCCCAGGCUCAGGCUAAGAGAGAGGAGGAGCUGGGAAGCCAAGGGCCUCGGCUGGCCGAGCUGGAGCAGAGGUAUGCCGAGCUGGUUGAGAGCUCACGCUUCGAGCGGGAGAAGCUGGUGGACAUCCAGCAGCAGCUGACAGGCAGCCUGCGGGCUCUGGAGGAGGAACACCAGGAGGCCCAAGGCCAGGUGCGCUGCCUCAGAGAAGAGAUGGAAAGGCUGCAGGCCCAGCUGGACAGGGAGCUGGAAGCCGGAGGUCAGGCAGCACAGUCUGCGGAGGAGCAGAGGGCAACAGCAGACUGCCUCAGACUGGAAAAUAGUAGGCUCAAGGCGCAGGUGGACAUUGAGAGGCAAAAGGUGGGUGAGCUGAAGGCCAUGCAAAGUGCCAGUGACAGCACUGAGCUGCAGAGCUUACUGAAGACAGCCCACGCUGAGAGAGACAGGCUGGAGGUGGAGCUGACAGAGCUGAGGCAGGAGCUGCUACAGGCCCAGGCUGAGACUGAGCAUGUGCAAGCCAUGAUGUCCAAGGUGGAGGCCAAAUGCCAGCAGGUUCAGGAGCGGGCAGAGAGGAGGGAGCAGGAGCUCAACAACCGGGUGAGUUCCCUGGAAGAGGCCGGGAUCCAGACUGAGAACCAGGUGAAGGAGCUGAAGGAGACCAUCUUCGAACUGGAGGACCAGGUGGAGCAGCAGAGGGCCGUCAACCUCCACACCAACCAAGCCGUCCUCGACAUGGAGAAUCUUGUCAAAAAGCUGGAGGAGCAGAAAACUGAAGCAGAGCGACACCUGAAAGUUUUUAAUAGACAGAUGAAGGAUGAAAAAGAGGAGUGGCGCCGGUUCCAGGCGGAUCUCCAGACGGCAGUGGUGGUGGCCAACGACAUCAAAGUGGAAGCCCAACAGGAGCUGCGUACACUCAGGAGGCAGCUGCAGGAGGAGCAGGAUCGCAGUGCAAAGCUUUCCGCAGACCUAGAGGCCCUGCAGGGAGUCAGGUCCCAAGGUGAAGAGGUGAAAGUGUCCGACUCCGAUAACAGCCGUCACUGGUGCGGCAUCUCCAUGAUCCCGACCACACCCGCCGACGCCAGCGGAGAUGCCGACUCAGAGCCAGGAGCUACUGUCAAAUCCCUCAUUAAGUCCUUUGAUACUGUUGGACAAAAUGGACCAGGUCACACAGUUCAAAUGCAUUCCUCACCGAGAAGCCCGCUGAGUGGAAUCCCUGUACGCACAGCACCGGCUGCUGCGGUCUCUCCUAUCCAGAGACAGUCAUACAUAAAGCCCCUAUCAAAGACUUUGGAAAAAAGAAUCAAUCAUGGAGAAUUCUCUCAUCAUCAUGAUAAGUUGUCGGGCUGCGGAGAAGACAUGAAACCUGCCAGCCUUAUGAGGAAAAGCCCUUCCCUAGAGUCUGUUAUCAAAACUCCUUCCUCCCUCGGCAACCGCACGGCAUCCUUCAGCUACAACCGAGCCAACAGCAAGCUCAGUGUGGAAAGAAAGGACCCUUUGGCUGCACUGGCGCGGGAGUAUGGAGGAUCUAAGAGAAACGCUCUACUGAAGUGGUGCCAGAAGAAAACAGAAGGCUAUCCGAAUAUUGAUGUGACCAACUUCAGCAGCAGUUGGAGUGAUGGACUGGCUUUUUGUGCCCUCUUGCAUACAUAUCUGCCCGCCCACAUCCCCUACCAGGAACUCAUCAGUCAAGAUAAGGUCCGGAAUCUGACCCUGGCUUUCCAGGCGGCCGAGAGCAUUGGCAUCAAACCCUCCCUGGACAUCGAGGAGCUGAUGAAGACCGACAGGCCGGACUGGCAGAGCGUCAUGCAGUACGUCUCUCAGAUCUACAAGUACUUCGAGACCUGACCAGCGGAGGGAAGAGGAGACCGAUGAAGAUCGGAGGCACUGCAGCACUUUUCUGCCGCCGUCUGUCAGCACUACAUUCACCUUCCAGACAGACCGAAAGUUGCAAAUUCUACCUUCUCCCGCUCGCUGUUUGACACUAGAGACUCGACUCUGACGGACCGCUCUGCUCUGGAGAGCUUUCAAACGGUCACGGAGCUGCUGUUUUCUCAUUUCUCAUUAACAGGACACCACAGUCAGUGUCGUGGCCCAAAUUCAGCAACACUGCAGUCAGUGAGAACAUUGUCCUGUUUUCAUUUUUACAAACUCAAGGUGUCAGUGGAGCAUCUGAUUCACAGACAAAUGACAGCAGGUGAUAUUAGAUUAAUAUCAAGCCUUGUAGUGGCACGUAGCACAACAGCGUUUUGUUCAUCCCUUUAUAUUGACUUUGAAAGACUUUCUUUUGAAGAUAAUAUAAUGAUAUAAUCUAUUGAAAUGAGAGAUAUUUUUUGCAGACAUUCACAUUUUUCAGAUGUUUGUGCACUCAGUCCCCACGUCACUGUGCUUCCAACACUUUUCUAAAGGUUAUUUGCUAAUUAUCGGUGUUGUUUGUGAAUCAAAUGCUCUGUGGAAAUGUUCUGACCUUUGUGUCGUUUUGAACACGUGCCAAAUUUUUCUGCCAAAACACAAUCUAUACAAGACUAUCUAUGCAUGGUUAAAGUGUAACAUUCUGUCUGUGUGCUCAGUGUGACUGAAAAACAUGCAGUGAAUCAGAGUGAAUUCAACUUUUGGUAAAUUUUUGGCCCAUUUUACCUAAAUGUUGCUCAAUAGAAUCAAUCACUUCUCUUGCUGAGUUCUUCCUGUAAACGAGCUGGAGUGACAGGUUUGAGUUGAACUGAAGCUUUUAUAUUUUCCACUUCAAAUGUGUAGUAGAGAUUAGACAAACCCUCGCUGCCAUCUGUGACCAGACGCUAAAACAACUGAACACUGCGAGAGUUGCUGAAUAGUUUUGUAGAAAUAUUUUUUAUGAAAAGAGAUCUCUACGUUCGGCAAGCGUUAAGGAUCGGCUGAAUCAAAGCAUCGUACCGUGCCAUCCUGUGCCGUUUCUUCCCAUCAAGACUCUCAAACAACUGUGGUACUGCAGCUGCUUUGCUAAACAGAUAUCUAUAUUUCGCAUGCCAUGUUAAAUUAUGAAGGAGAGAAUAACUUUUACAUCUUAGAGUCGAGGCGCUACACGUUCUCUGUGGCGUGAUUUAGAGAAGCCUCCAUUUGCAGAUGCCCUUAUGUUUUGAAAGAUAAAAGUGUUAUUUAUUUAUUUACAAGAAAUGCAUCCUGAGAGGUGACAAUGUGCACAGAAACGUAUGCAGUUUUCUAUUUACGGAUGUCAGAUUUGGAGACCUGUUGGAUGAAUAUUGCUUAAUAAAGGAUUGUCAGGUUUUCUUUUU
Molecule: messenger RNA, 5123 nt
Organism: Thunnus maccoyii (southern bluefin tuna)
Lineage: Eukaryota; Metazoa; Chordata; Actinopteri; Scombriformes; Scombridae
Gene: specc1
Product: sperm antigen with calponin homology and coiled-coil domains 1
Exons: 15
Coding region: 523-3702 (1059 amino acids)
Biological process (GO): actin cytoskeleton organization
Cellular component (GO): filamentous actin; microtubule organizing center
Molecular function (GO): protein binding
Source: RefSeq, a predicted model, not a curated record